GGGGCCACCCACUGCCUAGCGCCCCCGCCCUGCGGGUGUCUCGCGCACGAUCCGUGCGUGUGAGUGUGUGGGUCUGCCUCGCGCCUAAAGUGCGUGCCCGCGCGCUCGCCUGGCGCUAUCCCCCUCCCCUCGCCCCCUCCGAGUCCUCCCACCGCACUCUGCUCCCUCCUUCCCAGCAAACGCCGCCCCUCCCGCUCUCUGGCUCCGGCUCUGGCGCCGCCGCAGCCGUUGCCGCCGGAAAGUUCAGGAGCCCUGGAAAGGACAAGGAAUAAGACGACAGGAGGAAGAGAGAGAGAGGGUAGAAUGGAAGAAUCUCACUUCAAUUCUAACCCGUACUUCUGGCCUUCCAUCCCCACGGUCUCAGGACAGAUUGAGAACACGAUGUUCAUCAACAAGAUGAAGGACCAGCUGUUGCCAGAGAAGGGCUGUGGGCUGGCUCCACCCCACUACCCCACCUUGCUGACAGUGCCUGCCUCGGUGUCCCUGCCCUCGGGCAUCAGCAUGGACACAGAGUCCAAGUCAGACCAGCUGACCCCACAUAGCCAGGCAUCCGUUACCCAGAAUAUCACGGUGGUCCCUGUGCCGUCGCCAGGACUGAUGACCGCUGGAGUCUCCUGUUCUCAGAGGUGGAGAAGAGAAGGGAGUCAAUCAAGGGGUCCCGGCUUGGUUAUCACAUCCCCCUCAGGCUCCCUCGUGACCACAGCCUCGUCAGCUCAGACCUUCCCCAUUUCGGCUCCCAUGAUUGUCUCAGCUCUUCCCCCUGGCUCACAAGCCCUGCAGGUGGUCCCUGACCUCUCUAAGAAGGUAGCAUCGACCCUAACAGAGGAAGGAGGCGGCGGCGGCGGCGGCGGUGGCGGCGGCGGCGGCACUGUGGCCGCUAAGCCCCCCCGGGGCCGAAAGAAGAAGCGGAUGCUGGAAUCGGGGCUUCCCGAGAUGAACGACCCUUACGUCCUCUCCCCCGAGGAUGACGAUGACCAUCAGAAAGACGGCAAGACCUACAGGUGCCGGAUGUGCUCCCUGACGUUCUACUCGAAGUCGGAGAUGCAGAUCCACUCCAAGUCACACACCGAGACCAAGCCCCACAAGUGCCCACACUGCUCCAAGACGUUCGCCAACAGCUCCUACCUGGCCCAGCACAUCCGUAUCCACUCGGGGGCCAAGCCCUACAGUUGUAACUUCUGUGAGAAGUCCUUCCGCCAGCUCUCUCACCUCCAGCAGCACACCCGGAUCCACUCCAAGAUGCACACCGAGACCAUCAAGCCCCACAAGUGCCCGCACUGCUCCAAGACCUUCGCCAACACCUCCUACCUGGCCCAGCACCUCCGUAUCCACUCGGGGGCCAAGCCCUACAACUGUUCCUACUGCCAGAAGGCCUUCCGCCAGCUCUCCCACCUCCAGCAGCACACACGAAUCCACACCGGGGAUAGGCCGUACAAAUGUGCACACCCGGGCUGCGAGAAAGCCUUCACACAGCUCUCCAACCUGCAGUCCCACAGGCGGCAGCACAACAAAGAUAAACCCUUCAAGUGCCACAACUGUCACCGGGCGUACACAGACGCAACCUCGUUGGAGGUGCACCUGUCCACGCACACAGUGAAGCAUGCCAAGGUGUACACCUGCACCAUCUGCAGCCGGGCGUACACGUCGGAAACGUACCUGAUGAAGCACAUGCGCAAACACAACCCUCCUGAUCUCCAGCAGCAGGUGCAGGCGGCGGCGGCGGCGGCGGCAGUGGCCCAGGCCCAGGCCCAGGCUCAAGCGCAGGCCCAAGCGCAGGCCCAGGCCCAGGCCUCCCAGGCUUCGCAACAGCCACAGCAGCAGCCGCCCCAGCCUCCGCACUUCCAGUCCCCGGGGGCGGCCCCCCAGGGCGGGGGUGGCGGGGACAGCAACCCCAAUCCCCCGCCCCAGUGCUCCUUCGACCUGACCCCCUAUAAGACGGCAGAGCACCACAAGGACAUCUGCCUCACCGUCACCACCAGCACCAUCCAGGUAGAGCACCUGGCCAGCUCGUAGAGACCUGUGCUGCCGUCCCCCGGGGAGAGGGGAAAGAGGCUCUGGUCCCUUCUUUCUCCAGCUCCUCUUGGUGGGAAAAGUCCUCUUCUUCCUUGACAGGCCACGGCUCCAUCUCCUUGGGCCUCAGGCAUGGCCUUCUCUCACAGGAUACCAUCCUUAUUGUCUCAGCUCCUCUUCCGAAGGAACGUCAGCCCUCCUGAAUGGCAGAGGAGUACUGAGCUGGUCGCGUAAUCCAGCAGCCUCCCGCCUAAGCGUAGCUUUUAACAUUGGGGGUUGGUGCUCAGGGGAGGGGUUUGCUAUGACCUCAUAGAGACUUUUCCAGCGUGGGCACUUACUCUCUCCUCACCCUCGUAAUCCUCCAAGCUCGGGCUGACAGAGGACUAGAGGCUGGCACUCCCAGACGGCACAGAGGAGGGAGCCCUAAAUGCAAGCAGCCUCCUGUUCUGUUCUUGCCUGCGAAAGAACAGAGGUUCCUCCCGUGCCCCUGUCCCUGGGAGCCGUUUUCUUCCCCUCAUGAUCUCACUUCACUUCCUACCUGAUGCUGGAGGGAGGUCUGGGGCGGGUCAGACCCCCUUUAUUUGUAAAGGGGCAAGGGCCGAGAUGUGGUCCCCAAGGGGCCGGAGAUACCCAAAAUGGCCAACGGUGGCUUAGAAGUGUGGGUUAUGGUUUUCCUUGGAGCCUCUCCCCUUCUCUGCCAGCCGAGGCCCUGUGCUCAGUCUCCCCGUUCCCAACCUAAGGAGCUGCGGGUUCUUUCUGAAACCCCACGAUAAGGGGGCUGCAGAGAAGGGAGAGUUCGGGGCAGAUGCAAGGACUGGACUUAGCUCCCUAGGUGCCGCGGUCAGUUGCCGGACACGGAUUUAUAUAUAAAUAUAUAUAUAUAAAUAUAUAUAUACCCACUCAUCACGGCCAUCUUUGUUGUAACCAUUUCUGUGUUUAUAAAUGCAUUAUCUCUGAGAAUUUUCAU
Molecule: messenger RNA, 2977 nt
Organism: Lipotes vexillifer (Yangtze River dolphin)
Lineage: Eukaryota; Metazoa; Chordata; Mammalia; Artiodactyla; Lipotidae
Gene: ZNF384
Product: zinc finger protein 384
Exons: 11
Coding region: 304-2013 (569 amino acids)
Biological process (GO): regulation of transcription by RNA polymerase II
Cellular component (GO): chromatin; nucleus; transcription regulator complex
Molecular function (GO): RNA polymerase II cis-regulatory region sequence-specific DNA binding; DNA-binding transcription factor activity, RNA polymerase II-specific
Source: RefSeq, a predicted model, not a curated record